Molecule: messenger RNA, 604 nt
Organism: Pieris napi
Lineage: Eukaryota; Metazoa; Arthropoda; Insecta; Lepidoptera; Pieridae
Product: sporozoite surface protein 2-like
Exons: 2
Coding region: 120-476 (118 amino acids)
Source: RefSeq, a predicted model, not a curated record
UGUUUUAUUGUCUUUGGAAUGUAAUUGACUUUAGAUAUUGAAAGAAAAAAAUUGACCUAUAAAACUGCCCUGAAUGUAGAUGUCGACGUUAAUAGGAACAUAACGUAACUAGGAUCGAGAUGUCCCAAGCCCUGAUCUUCGUCUGCACCGUAAUGGUGCUAUCAGCCGCAUUGGCCGAGGAAAACUCCAAAGACCAGAACCGCGGCAUGAAUCCUAAUCAUAAUGGAAACCCGAUCCAUAACUUGAACCCAAACAACAUGAAUCCUCCUGCCAUGGAUUUCAACAACAUGUUCCCAAAUAUGGAUGUUAAUAUCAUGAACCCAAACCUGAAGCCUCACGGUGAAAUGCCAAAGCAACAGCAACACAACCAUAACGCUACAAAAAUGUCAGACACUCCCAAAGUGCCUGACAUGCAGAAGAUGUCAGACACGAAAACACCCGAAAAACCAGAAAACCCCGCCAAUGGAAAGAAUUAGAAAUAUUUUUACUUUAUUGUGCAAUUUAAAAUCCAUGUAAAAACUAAAUUAAAGACGUAGAAUGCAGUGUCGUCUUACGAUAGAGUUUUAUAUUUAAUUUAAACAAAUAAAUGUACCGCAAUAUCUUA